CAUCGCAUACUCACCUUCAAUUCUUAUUAAUGGAAUCCCACAAACCCAUUUGCAGUACACUCAAAGCCACUGCCUACUUACUUCUGGUAGUCCUCACCGUGACAUGCGCUACAUCAGCUCGAAUCCUCGACGAGCAAUCCCCUGCACCGGCAACCAUUCCUGUUGAAACACCUACGGCAGACGUACCACCAGAUGCAGCGGCGGCUAAAACUACAACGAGUGCCGCCACCGUCAAUACGGACCCCCACCACCCAUUAUCCUUCUUCAUGCACGACAGACUUGGUGGGUCAAACCCCUCAGCCCUGGCCGUGACUGGAAUUGUGAACAACCCGGCGGUGAACGGUCAAGUCCCUUUUGCAAGGCCCAACGGUGCCGUUCUCCCUGUCAACAACGGCGUUCCCCUCAACAACGACAACAGAGGGAUUAUCAACAACAACAACAUUCCAUUCCUCACUGGCCUUGGCGGCAGCACAUCCACUGUCAUUCAGAACAAUGGCAACAAUGGUGGUUUCGGGGUCCCUCUGGUGAAUGGAGCCCAGCUUCCCGCAGGGACCACCAUCCAGAAACUUAUGUUCGGGACGAUGACAGUGAUCGACGACGAGCUGACCGAAGGACAUGAACUUGGGUCUGGAAUGGUUGGAAAGGCACAAGGGUUCUAUGUGACCAGCUCGGAGGACGGCAGUAGCCAGACCAUGGCAUUCACCGCAAUGUUCGAAAGCGGCAACUAUGCUGACAGCCUGAGUUUCUUCGGGGUUCACCGAACGGCCGUAUCGGAGUCUCAGCUGGCCAUUAUGGGUGGCACUGGAAAGUACGUAAAUGCCAAAGGAUACGCAACGCUGAAAACCGCCAUUCCCAAUGCCAACCAGCAAACAACCGAUGGAGAAGAAACUUUGCUGGAGGUUACCGUCUAUCUCACAUAUUAAGGGGUGUCAACUUCAAGUGUUAAACGACUAGCUAAUUAAUUAUCAAAUAUGUUGAGAUAUUCUCUCUAUAUAUGAAGUGACCAAGAGUAGAUUAUUACAUCCUGGUUUGUUGGAAAAAAUACGUAAUAUGUGGAUUGUUCUGUUUUUAUGAAUGAAUCUAGUUAAGUUUCCUCUUUCAAUUGCUUCCUUUUAA
Molecule: messenger RNA, 1116 nt
Organism: Nelumbo nucifera (sacred lotus)
Lineage: Eukaryota; Viridiplantae; Streptophyta; Magnoliopsida; Proteales; Nelumbonaceae
Product: dirigent protein 25-like
Source: RefSeq, a predicted model, not a curated record